AUGGUGGAUAUUAGCAAAACUGAAAAGGUUCAGUUGCACGUCCCAGAACUGGAGGAACUAAGUACUGUUUUAAAAAAAGGACUGGAAGAUAACUUUGCAGAAGUUACAGUGAGUGUUGUGGAAUGUCCGGACCUCACAAAGGAGCCGUUCUGCUUUCCUGUUAAAGGUUUGUGUGGAAGUCCUCGGGUCACAGAUGUGGGAGGAAAGCCUAACCUGCUACCCGUGGUUCAAAAGCACAAGGAGUAUGACAUGAAUGCAAUAUCAAAGAUGGUGGAGCUACCAAAAGCAUUUUUUCUUGGGGCAGGAGCUGCAUCUCCCAGAGUGGUGGGGAUGAACGCAGAGCUAAUACCUCUAGUUCUAACUGAAUCAGAAGGAAGGCCUGCAGUGAACAGCAGCUACUUCUCCUCCAUCAAUCCAGCGGAUGGUCAGUGUCUGCAAGAAAGAUACAGCGACAAAUUCUCAGAUUGUAACUUUGCUCUGCUCGGGAAUUUUUACGCUUGUGAGGGGAAGCCGGGAAAGGUCAUUGAGGUACAUGCCAAGAAGAGAACAGGAGCCUAUAGCAUAGUGACGGCCUUGAGAAAGACUCUGGAAGUGGAGUACCCUGAUAAAAGCCUUGCUCUGGGGGGCACCUUCAUCAUCCAGAAGGGGAGAGCCAAAAUCCACAUCAUGGUCAGAGAGUUCCCCGUCUGUCCACUGGUCACCGAUGAAGCGGUCAACCAUCGUGUGAAGCACUUUGAGGUGAACACCCCCAUCAUCUGCCAGUCUGUGCUUGUAUCCAAGGACCCUGGACUGGACCUGUGUAUGGAGCACACACACUGCUUCAGCCACCAUGGAGAAGGUGGCCACUACUACAUCGACACCACACCUGACAGUGUGGAGUACCUGGGCUACUUCAUGCCUGCAGAGUUUAUUUACCGCAUCGACAGACCCUAAGAGACACAUACAGUGGCGAGAGAUUGAAAAAAAAUCUACCUCAAGUACGACCUAGUGCUAUUUAAUCACUCAAUUAUGAAGUACAGAACCACACA
Molecule: messenger RNA, 1028 nt
Organism: Nerophis lumbriciformis (worm pipefish)
Lineage: Eukaryota; Metazoa; Chordata; Actinopteri; Syngnathiformes; Syngnathidae
Product: ester hydrolase C11orf54 homolog
Cellular component (GO): nucleus
Molecular function (GO): zinc ion binding; hydrolase activity, acting on ester bonds
Source: RefSeq, a predicted model, not a curated record